Molecule: messenger RNA, 1557 nt
Organism: Penicillium paradoxum
Lineage: Eukaryota; Fungi; Ascomycota; Eurotiomycetes; Eurotiales; Aspergillaceae
Exons: 5
Coding region: 1-1557 (518 amino acids)
Biological process (GO): transmembrane transport
Cellular component (GO): membrane
Molecular function (GO): transmembrane transporter activity
Source: RefSeq, a predicted model, not a curated record
AUGCCUACCUCCAAGCCGUCCAGUAUCAUGCAUGUGGAGGAUGCCUCCCCCGAGAAAAGCCUGGAGGCUGCCCCAAGUCUCGAGCAGACGUAUAUAGAAAGUGGAUUGAGUCGCGACGACGCGUGUUUCCUCGCCAACUUUCCAGAGGACAAGAGGAACAAGUGCGUUCGAAAGAUCGAUUGGCGUCUCUGCCCCAUGUUAGCCUUUCUCUACCUUGUUUGUUAUAUCGACAAGGCAAGCAUUGGAAAUGCCAAGAUCGAAGGCAUGCUCCCGGAUUUGAAUAUGUCGGGCACUCAAUAUAACAUUGCUCUGGGGAUUUUCUUUGUCCCAUAUGUACUACUCGAGGUUCCUAGCAACAUUCUUCUGGCCAAAUUCAAAAAGCCAUCGGUUUAUUUGUCGAUUUUGAUGCUUCUGUGGGGAAUCGUCGUGACCCUAACAGGGAUUGUCAAGAACUUUUCCGGACUUUGUGCGGUUCGCGUGCUCCUUGGUGUUUUCGAAUCCGGGUUCUUCCCAGGCGCCGUGUGGGUUAUCACCCAAUGGUAUCAGCCACAUGAAGUCCAAAGCAGAAUAGCAAUUUUCUACACUGCGAGUGCACUAGCCGGUGCAUUCUCCGGGCUGUUAGCGUUUGGUCUAGCUAAAAUGCGCGGCAUCGGUGGCUACAAUGGCUGGAGAUGGAUCUUCAUCAUUGAAGGAGCUGUAACUGUGCUCUUCGCAGCCUUCUCCUACUUCGGCCUAGCGGACACCCCUGAACUCUCUGGUGGAUGGCUUGACCCUGAAGAGAUCCGGUUUCUGGCGCUGCGCAAAAAGGCCACGCGAGGGCUGAUUGUGGUGGACGAAAAUCCCAACAAAUUUGACCGGAAAGAGCUGUUCAAAGUCCUUACCGACUGGCAUCUCUACCUACAGGUCCUUAACUUCUGGUCCAACACCGUACCAAACUAUGGCCUGAAAUUCUCUAUGCCCCAGAUUAUAAAGAACAUGGGAUAUACCUCUGCGAACGCGCAGCUGCUCUCAAUGCCCCCCUACUUCGCCGGCGCGAUAUCUGCGUACAUCUUCAGUGUCAUUGCGGACAAACUGCGAUGGCGCAUGCCGAUCAUCAUAACUGGCCAGCUUUGCGUGAUCAUUGGGUUCUGCAUCCUAUACUCUCUCGCCGAUGAUAUUCAGAAUAACAUCCCGGUGUGUUAUUUCGCAGUCGUCCUUGCCUGUAUCGGCCUGUAUCCGAUUAUCCCGGGGACUAACGCGUGGACAUCCAACAAUCUCGCGGGCGCGCGGAAGCAGGCCAUGGGCAUUGCAUUUAUGAUUAGCGUUGGCAAUUCCGGUGGGAUUGUGGGAUCGUUUAUCUACCUUGAGCAUGAGGCACCCAAGUAUCCUACUGGAUUUGGGAGUUCGUUUGCCUUUGCGGUGGCGGGCGUCAUUGCGAGUGUUGUUUUGGAAUUGAGGUUCUGGUAUAUAAACAAGCGGAAUGCGAAGAUGAGUAAGGAGGAGAUUCAUGAGAAAUAUACGGCGGAGGAGUUGCAGCUCAUGGGGGAUCGGUCGCCGCUGUUUCGAUAUGUACUUUAA